This is a messenger RNA of Amyelois transitella, 4584 nucleotides long. It is a transcript of the gene Tollo, whose product is annotated as toll-like receptor Tollo. Gene Ontology annotation, cellular component: extracellular matrix. Gene Ontology annotation, molecular function: protein binding. The coding region runs from base 237 to 4073 and encodes 1278 amino acids. The transcript has a single exon. The record is from RefSeq and is a predicted model, not a curated record. Gene Ontology annotation, biological process: signal transduction. NCBI's taxonomy places the organism in Eukaryota, Metazoa, Arthropoda, Insecta, Lepidoptera, Pyralidae.
GCGGACGCGCGCGUAGCGUUCUCCACGGCCGACUUGUGGUGAACGCACGAUCCUGUCCAAUUAGUGUUCUCGCGAGAAAACGGGUUAAGUGGCCGAUUGGACUAGUGAAGUACUCCGUUUUGCGGCGGCAUCAUACAAACUAAUGCGGGCCGCUGAGACCAUGUUGACGUGCUUUUUUAGUGCAAGUUGAUGGAAAAUAAAACUAUGUAAAAAGUGAAGUUAGUGAAACCAAAACAAUGUGUCCGGCGUGGUUAACUAGUGCCUUGGUUGUGCUAAGCGCUGCACUAUCAGCGCUUAGCGCCUCGCUGUCAGCGACCACAGGGGCGCGAUACCAGGCUCCCGACGAGUGCCGGUGGACGACCGAUGAUAGCGACGCGGGAGUCGCUUUGCAGUGUAGACUGAGGACUAUUAACAGUGAACUGGAAAAUACAAACUUUAGUGCAAUACAACCACAUCUUACCGUGAGAUUGCGACUCGAGUGCAGUGACGCGCUUUUCUUUCAAAGCUCGCUUGCUCCCGGCAGCUUCCGUCAGUUAAUUGAGCUGCGGGAACUCACCAUUGAAUACUGCAAAAUUGGAAAUCUCUCCGACGGUGCUUUCACGGGUUUACGAGAAUUGAGAAAUUUAACGAUACGAACGCAUAAUACAGAUUGGUCUAGUAUGUCACUUGAAAUAACAUCGACGGCAUUCUCUAGAGAUGUGCAAAAUUUAGAACGAUUAGAUCUUAGUGAAAAUAACAUGUUUUUAUUUCCGGAAGGUGCACUGUGUUCAUUGAGAAAUUUGGAAUAUUUGAAUAUGACAGGAAAUAGAAUGAGAGAUAUAAGUCAUUUUCAAUUUUCUACUGCGCAUCGACACCCGUCUGAGAAAUGCGGAGACAAUUUGCUUGUUUUAGACUUGUCUCGAAAUAUUAUCGAUACUUUGCCACCAAAUUUACUGUCAGGAUUGAGAAGAUUACAAAAACUAUAUCUUCAGGGAAAUGGUUUGAAUUCGAUAGCAGAUAGAGCACUUGAAGGUCUCAUAUCUUUAACAACUGUAAGAUUUUCUGACAAUCAACUAACAAGUCUGCCUCCAGAAUUAUUUAGUGACACAAAAGAGUUAAAAGAAAUAUAUUUGAACAACAAUACAAUUACUGUCUUGGCGCCAGGAUUAUUCAGUGAUUUAGUCCAACUUUUAGUUUUGGACUUAUCAUGGAAUGAAUUAACUUCAGACUGGAUAAAUACUUCAACGUUUUCCGGAUUGAAAAGACUUGUAUAUUUAGAUUUUUCCCAUAACAGAGUUUCAAAAUUGGAAAUAGCCUUAUUUAGAGAUUUGCAUAACCUUCAAGUACUUAAAAUGCAAGAAAAUUUCAUUGAACACAUACCCGAAAAUGUUUUUAGUACUUUGAGCAAUUUGCAUACAUUAAUUUUAUCUAAUAAUAGGCUUACAACAAUAGAAAGUUAUGCAUUUACAGGAUUGCAAGUUUUGACUGUGCUAUCUAUAGAUAGCAAUAGAAUUUCGAAAAUUAAUUCACAAGCACUGAGGAAUUGCUCAUCUUUACAAGAUCUGCAUUUGAAUGGAAACAGAUUAGAUGAAGUACCUUUAGCCCUGAAAGAAAUACCGCAGUUGAAAACUCUCGAUUUGGGUGAAAAUUUAAUAGUGAGCAUAGAAAAUGCUUCAUUCACUGCAAUGCAUCAAAUGUACGGAUUGAGAUUAACUGAAAACAAUAUUGGCAACAUUAGCAAAGGUGUAUUUGAUAAAAUGACAUCCCUAAAAAUUUUAAAUUUAUCAAGGAAUAAGAUUCACAAAAUCGAAGCUGGUGCAUUUGAUAAUAACAUAAACUUGCAAGCAAUAAGAUUGGAUGGAAAUUAUUUAUCUGAUAUUGGAGGCUUAUUUGCUAAAUUACCUAAUCUAGUGUGGCUGAACAUUUCUGAUAAUCGACUCGGCUGGUUCGACUAUGCUAUGAUCCCAACUGGAUUGCAGUGGCUGGAUAUUCAUGCUAAUAGGAUAGCGGAACUUGGAAACUAUUUUGAAAUAGAAUCACAAUUAUCUCUUAGUACGUUUGAUGCCAGUUCUAACAAGUUGACAGAAAUUACAGGUAGUGCCAUUCCUAACUCUGUGGAAAUGUUAUAUCUGAAUGACAAUUUGAUAUCUAAAGUGCAAUCAUACACGUUCUUCAAAAAACCUAAUUUAACACGAGUCGAUUUAUAUGGAAACAAAAUUACGAAUUUAGACCCUAAUUCAUUACGAAUAUCAGCUGUGCCUCAAGAUAAAUCAGUACCUGAGUUUUUCAUUGGUGGAAACCCAUUAGAAUGUGAUUGCACAAUGGAGUGGUUGCAAAAAAUAAAUACUGGAAACAGAGCCAGAACUCAGCCGAAGUUAAUGGAUUUGGACAGCAUAAACUGCAAAUUACUUUACAAUCGUGGCAAUGCAUACGUGCCCUUGGUAGAAGCUGCACCCCAUCAGUUUUUGUGUAAAUAUGAAUUUCACUGCUUUGCAUUAUGCCACUGCUGUGACUUUGAUGCUUGCGAUUGUGAAAUGACUUGUCCAAAUAAUUGCACGUGUUACCACGAUCAAUCAUGGUCAGCCAAUGUUGUGGAGUGUUCAAGUGCCGGCUAUGUGAACGCGCUACCCGAAAGAAUACCGAUGGAGGCCACGCAACUGUACCUUGAUGGUAAUGACAUUAAAAUGCUCCCAAGUCACGCAUUUAUUGGAAGAAAAAGGCUGAAGAUACUCUAUCUAAAUGCCUCAAAUAUUGAAACCAUUCACAACAGAACAUUUAACGGAUUAAAAGAAUUAGAAAUACUACAUUUAGACUACAAUAACUUGAUUCAAAUAGAAGGACAAGAAUUUGGUGGAUUAGAUAAUUUGCGCGAGUUGUACAUAAACAACAAUAGAAUAAAGCAUAUUGGAAAAGAAAUGUUUGAUCAUAUGGCACGUCUGAAAAUACUUCAUCUGCAUCAGAACAGACUCAUUACACUUCCAGUUUGGCAGAUUAACGCUGCUAUAACAGAAAUAACUCUAUCAUUUAACCCGUGGUCAUGUGAUUGUGAAUAUACAGAAAUGUUCCGAGAAUGGACAAAAAGAGUGAGUUCUAUAACAGAUCUAUCAAACAUCAAAUGCAUUUAUUCUAAAUACAAUAAUACAGAAUUGAUGCCAUACAGUGACAGUUUAUUUAGUGAUCCGGAUUCUGGGUUCAAUAUUGUCAACGAAAACGGAUCUAUUUGCACUGGUUUGCCAAGUAUAAACAACAGUAUAAAUGGAAAUUUGACAGCAACAAAAACUAUAAUCACAAAUGAAGCAGUACAAGAUUAUAUGCUGUUAAUCAUAAGCCUUGGUUUAUUAUUGGUGGUAUUAUUUGUAAGCACAAUAGUUUUCGUGUUCAGACAAGAAAUGAGAGUGUGGUUUCAUUCAAAAUACGGAGUGAGAUUAUUUUAUAGAUCAAGUGACAUAGACCGAGAAAGUAGAGAAAAAAUGUUUGAUGCGUUUGUAAGCUAUAGUUCUAAAGAUGAAGCGUGGGUUGCCGAGGAACUCGUACCAAUGUUAGAGCGCGGUGACCCCUCCUACAAAUUAUGCUUACAUUACCGCGAUAUACCCAUGGGCAGCUAUGCCGCAGAGAAUAUUAUGCAAGCCGUUGAAACUUCGCGUCGUACCAUAAUGGUUUUGAGUGAGAACUUUAUAAAAUCUGAAUGGUGCCGUUAUGACUUUAAAUCGGCUCAUCAUCAAGUACUAAGAGACAGACGAAGAAGACUGAUAGUUAUUUUGUUAGGUGAUGUGCCUCAAAAAGAUCUCGACCAGGAUAUAAAACUUUAUUUAAAGACAAAUACUUAUCUUCAUACAAGUGAUAAAUUGUUCUGGGAGAAGUUAAGAUUCGCCUUACCAGAUGUGCCAAGUGGUGCGAGGAUUCGUGAUGUGCCAAGUCCCGUUGUUAAUGCCAGUGUGGCUAUGCACAGGCAUCAUCAUGCAAGAAACCAUCUGGGUGCGCUGCCUCCUCCUCCGGUGCAUGGCGCUCACCCAGUUCUCCCUCCCCACCCCUCUCAUACACCACAUCAAGUGCCGCCCCGUGCGUCACCCCGUACCAUGUCCGUCCACGUAUGAAACUAUUAGUGUUGUGAAAUGUGACUAAUGUAUAGUGAGAAAACCUGCGUAACAGUGAAAGUGACUUCAGGAUAUAAUUGUGAUGGCUAGUCUGUUAACGUAUGUAUUGUAAAUAAUCAAUUUAAUAUCAGCUGUAAUUGUAUAUAUGCUUAGUUAAUUAGGACUUUUUCCAUUUUAAAAUACCCUGUAUAAACAUAUUUUACCAUACUGACAUUGUCUGAUGUUGAUCUGUCAUUGUAAAAGAAUGUUGUAAUUGCAGAAAAAUAGUUGAUUGACCGAUUACACUAGAAUAUAAUGUUGUAUUAGGCCUAUUUGGGCUGUGUUUGAUGGGCAAGACUUGCCAAUUACUAUUGAAGUGACUUAAUAAGGCAUAACUGCCGCUAUCUGUGAUAAAAUUAGAAUUAAACUAGUAUAAUUUAGUAUUUGAUUCGUGUAAAUAUUUUGUAACUUACAAUUAGUCAUACUUGAAAGAAAUAUUUAUUGUAAAGCUUCUCGAAAAUUGACUCUGUCA